Myotis brandtii (Brandt's bat) is the source of this 340-nucleotide messenger RNA. Its product is annotated as pre-mRNA-processing-splicing factor 8-like. NCBI's taxonomy places the organism in Eukaryota, Metazoa, Chordata, Mammalia, Chiroptera, Vespertilionidae. Bases 41 to 307 code for a protein of 88 amino acids. Gene Ontology annotation, cellular component: U5 snRNP; catalytic step 2 spliceosome. Gene Ontology annotation, biological process: spliceosomal tri-snRNP complex assembly; mRNA splicing, via spliceosome. The transcript has 2 exons. The record is from RefSeq and is a predicted model, not a curated record. Gene Ontology annotation, molecular function: U6 snRNA binding; U1 snRNA binding; U5 snRNA binding.
CGUCGGCUUUCAGGUGCAGCUGGAUCUGACAGGUAUCUUCAUGCACGGCAAGAUCCCCACACUGAAGAUCUCUCUCAUCCAGAUCUUCCGAGCUCACUUGUGGCAGAAGAUCCAUGAGAGCAUCGUUAUGGAUUUGUGUCAGGUAUUUGAUCAGGAACUGGAUGCACUGGAAAUUGAGACAGUACAAAAGGAGACAAUCCACCCCCGAAAGUCCUAUAAAAUGAACUCUUCCUGUGCAGAUAUCCUGCUCUUUGCCUCCUAUAAGUGGAAUGUUUCCCGGCCCUCACUGCUGGCAGACUCCAAGUAAGUGCCUUAUGGCCCAGCCCUAGGCAUCCAGGAG